Molecule: messenger RNA, 315 nt
Organism: Thlaspi arvense
Lineage: Eukaryota; Viridiplantae; Streptophyta; Magnoliopsida; Brassicales; Brassicaceae
Source: the annotation of a GenBank genome assembly
AUGGGGUGUGAAACGCGCGUGAGGGCAAAAACGAGAAUAAAGGUGAAACACAACAAACAAAAUUACCUCAUCAAAAUGACGGAAAACCAAUCACAGUCACAACUUGAGCAACUGCCAAGAGAUCUACUCGGUGAAAUUAUCUCACGGGUGGCUCCAACUUCACGCACAGCCGUCCGCAAUGUCAUGGCAGCAUCACCAAAACUGGCAUUAGGAGCCCAAGAUGAACCUUGCGGAAUGCAAAAGCAACAAUUAUGUGCAACCGCAGAGACAUGGAAAACAGGUGCCAACACUGCUACUACUACAAACAAAUGGUGA